AUGGAGGACCAUCAUGCCUCACCAUCUCCGAUUUGUACCUUGAAAGUGGAUAUAACGUGUUGUGAUAAGUGUCCGAUUAAAUUGAAGAAAAAGUUAUUGAAAACCAAUGGAGUAACCUGCGUGGACGUUGAUUCAAAACAUGGGACAGUGAGGGUCGUAGGAGACAUAGAUCCUAUGAUACUGUUGCAAAUGUUUGAGAAAAUGGGCAAACCGGCGGAGCUUUGGUCGUUUCACAAGGUCCCAUCACAAUGCAGAACUAGUAGUGGCUUUAACAACAACAGAAAAGAAGCUCGGUCUCCAUGUGAUGAUGAUGUUUCUGGUCAUGAUUAUAAUCAUGAUAAUGAGUAUGAAUCCAAAAGGGGCUGUCCCGGUCCCACUCCGAUGGAGGGUGGCGGAGGGUUUGGCUGGAGAGGUGGUUUCGCUCCUUCUAACAGUUCGAGGUUCUCUGGGGUAUUCCCUAAUCCGUUGUAUUGUCCUGGUCCUACUCCUUCGGGUUAUUAUCGACAACCACCACCACAUCUACCACCAAGGUCGACAUACGGAGGGUAUGGGUAUGGAUACUUUCCAUCGAGGUCGGCACAGAAGUAUAACCCUAUGACCCAUUAUACUAGUUAUUGGGACAAUUAUCGCCUCUCACCAUAA
Molecule: messenger RNA, 642 nt
Organism: Corylus avellana
Lineage: Eukaryota; Viridiplantae; Streptophyta; Magnoliopsida; Fagales; Betulaceae
Source: RefSeq, a predicted model, not a curated record